AGGGGUACAGGGAGCUCGGCGGCGGGGACACCUGAAUCGGAGAAGGCGCAGGUGAGGGGCUCCGGAGCUUGCCAGACGCUCCGGGGCCCGCGCGGGAGCGAGCGCCGCGGCCGGGUGGCUCUCGGGCCUGGAAAGCACCGGAACGUGUCGCCUCGGCGUCGGUCAACGGCUGUUCCGGCUCCGGACUACGUUUCCCGUCGGCCCCCGCGGCGCGCGCCCUUUGGCGCCCCCUGUCUGCGUCGGGGCUCGUAGCCCGGGUCCACGGACCCCCUGGCUCUGCCAUCUCAGGACUCUGCCCUUCCCCAAGAGAGGAUCCAGGAGCAAGACCCAUCAGCCCGCGAAAUUCUGAAAGUCAUGUCCCUCGGGUCAGACUUGUUCAGAGAUGUGGCUGUAGUCUUCUCCCAAGAAGAAUGGGGACGGCUGGCGCCGGCUCAGAGAGACCUGUACCGAGACGUGAUGCUGGAGACCUACGGCAACCUGGUCUCCCUGGGUCUUGCCUUUUCCAAACCUGCUGUGAUUUCCUUCCUGGAGCAAGGCCAAGAGCCCUGGAUGGUGGAGAAACUAGCCACAGGAGGCCCAUGCCCCGGAGAGUGGGGCAAGUGUGGGAAGCGAGGAGCCACCACAGUAUCGGAGUCCAGGAAUGAUACUCAGGUAUCGUCUCCAGAGCGGCACAUUUGUGAAGUACAGUCACCCCGGUGGGAGAUACCGCAAAGCCUGACAAGUUACGGUCUCGAGUGCUCGUGUUUCCGAGAUGAUUGGGAACGCAGAAGUCAGUUUGACAGGCAGGAGGGGGAUCCAGGUGGACAUUUGAGUCAAAUGAUCAUUGGUAAUGAAGAAAUGUCCACUUUCGACCAGCAAGCCUCCCUUACUUUUUAUCAGAAAAUUCAUACUGGAACAGACCCCUAUGGAUAUAAUGAAUGUACAGAAGACGUCUGGCAGGAGGACUUCAUUAGUCCUCAAGGGAUUCAUACUAACGAGAAACCCUAUAAAUGUAAGGAAUGUGGGAAGGCCUUUAAAUAUGGCUCCCGGCUAAUUCAACAUGAGAAUAUUCAUUCUGGCAAGAAACCAUAUGAAUGUAAGGAAUGUGGAAAGGCCUUCAAUUCUGGUUCAAAUUUCAUACAACAUCAGCGAGUUCACACUGGUGAGAAGCCUUAUGAAUGUAAGGACUGUGCAAAGGCCUUUAGUCGAAGCUCACAGUUGAUUGAACAUCAACGAAUCCAUACUGGCGAGAAACCCUAUCAGUGUAAGGAAUGUGGCAAGGCCUUCAAUCGGAUCUCACAUCUUAAAGUACAUUACAGAAUUCACACCGGGGAGAAGCCCUAUGCAUGCAAGGAAUGCGGGAAGACCUUUAGUCAUCGGUCUCAACUGAUUCAACAUCAGACCAUUCACACUGGCAAGAAGCUCUAUGAAUGUAAAGAAUGUGGGAGGGCCUUUAAUCAAGGCUCAACCCUUAUACGACAUCAAAGAAUUCAUACUGGUGAGAAGCCCUAUGCAUGUAAGGCAUGUGGGAAAGCCUUCAGGGUGAGCUCACAACUUAAGCAGCAUCAGAGAAUUCACACUGGAGAGAAACCCUACCAAUGUAAGGUAUGUGGCAGGGCUUUCAAACGGGUUUCACAUCUUACUGUACAUUACAGAAUUCACACCGGUGAGAAACCCUACGAAUGUAAGGAAUGUGGGAAAGCCUUCAGUCACUGCUCGCAACUGAUUCACCAUCAAGUAACUCAUACGGAGGAAAAACCCUAUGGAUAUAAGGGAUGUGGGAGGACUUUACGUCAUGACUCAAGUGCUGUUCAGCAUCAGAGAAUGCAUAAUAGAGAAACACCGGUGAGUUUAAUAAAUGUAGAAAAACCUUCCAUCAGCACUUACCCCUUACUGAUCAUCAGAGAAUUUAUGUUAGCGAGCAGCCAUAUGAAUGGAAAUAAUGGGUAGAGUCCAUUAGCUUAGCCACAACUUCCUCUUUUUAUCUUGGAGAGAGACUUGCAUAUAAUGCAAGUGAGAAUUCCCUUAUUCAGAGCUGUCCUUUACUCUGAGUCAUAACAUCCAUAUUGAAGAAAAAGUCUACGGAUGCAAACUGUUUAGACCAUGAUUGUCAAAGAAGGAAAGGUGAGGUAAAAAAUUUUGUCUCUAACACUCCAGAAUCACGUUUCCUAACCACAGUGUAAUCAUUUUAACAAUAGCCAAAAGUUUGAAUUUUAUUGGAAAAUAAAAAAAAAUUUUUUUUCUUGAGUUAGCAAGGAAAUAAAUCAUGCAAUUACUGUGAACGGUAAGGCCGACACUGAGAGUUUUACAUGCCCAGAAAUGUGGGAUGUGGCUGGAGCUGCUCAUAGGAGUUUUUAUGGCUUUUAAGUGCAUGCAAAACUGGAAAAACUGAAGGACUGUACUAAAAUAUACUAAAGGUACUAUUUAAGAAGCCAGAAGAGAGAAUACCAAACACCCUGAUGAUGAAUAAAUCAAUAGAAAAUAAAAACAGAAUAUGAUGAAAUAGAAAGUGGUUUAUCCUACAGAAACUUCAGUUUUUAUUUCUCCCUGAUUCAAGAGUAAACUACAUUUAGGAGACUCAAUUUCCAGGAUUUUUGUUUUGGGUUAUCUUUUAAAACUUUUGUCACAGACAGAAGUGGUUGGUUGCCUGCCUGGCAGCCAUACCCAAUUCCCAUUCCUGUUGGCAGCAUCUGUCUUGCCUUAGAAUCUGAAGAUGUCAGAUGCUUUUUCAGCCUCUUUUGCAGCUCAAGAUGGCCCUUAUGUUCCAGUGUAUGGCCAGGAUGUUCUGGGGAUCUACAGUGGCUUCUGGGAAAGAGCUUCCCCAUUCAGAAGAGACAGACACAUUAGGAAGACUCCCUCCCCUCAUUUCUUGCUUUUAAACAUCUUCCUCUGAGAACAUGAUGCCUGGAGCUGUUGCAGCCGUCUUGAAACCAAGAGGAGAAAAGAGAGGACCUCAAAGAAGCUGACCCAGAGCCCUAAGCACACUGAGCUAUGAGGCCAAUUUGGAACUGUCUCUUUGAUGCCUUGUUAUGUAAGGGAAAAUAAACCUUUAUUGCUGAAGUUAA
Messenger RNA from Vicugna pacos (alpaca), 3044 nucleotides. RefSeq names its product zinc finger protein 582 (gene ZNF582). Lineage: Eukaryota; Metazoa; Chordata; Mammalia; Artiodactyla; Camelidae. The record is from RefSeq and is a predicted model, not a curated record. Gene Ontology annotation, molecular function: DNA-binding transcription factor activity; RNA polymerase II cis-regulatory region sequence-specific DNA binding. Gene Ontology annotation, biological process: regulation of transcription by RNA polymerase II.